Charadrius vociferus (killdeer) is the source of this 1329-nucleotide messenger RNA. It is a transcript of the gene GABPB2, whose product is annotated as GA binding protein transcription factor, beta subunit 2. Gene Ontology annotation, molecular function: transcription cis-regulatory region binding; protein binding. The transcript has 8 exons. The record is from RefSeq and is a predicted model, not a curated record. Gene Ontology annotation, biological process: positive regulation of transcription by RNA polymerase II. Gene Ontology annotation, cellular component: nucleus. NCBI's taxonomy places the organism in Eukaryota, Metazoa, Chordata, Aves, Charadriiformes, Charadriidae. The coding region runs from base 1 to 1329 and encodes 442 amino acids.
AUGUCCUUAGUGGACCUAGGGAAGAGGUUGCUAGAAGCAGCUCGCAAAGGCGAAGAUGACGAAGUGCGAAAGCUGAUGGCAAGCGGGGCACCUUUCACCACUGACUGGCUUGGGACGUCGCCUCUUCACCUCGCUGCCCAGUAUGGCCACUAUUCGACAGCGGAAGUGCUGCUUCGAGCUGGCGUUAGCAGAGACGCCCGAACAAAAGUGGACCGGACACCACUACACAUGGCUGCAGCUGACGGACACACUCAUAUCGUAGAACUGCUAAUUAGGAACGGAGCUGAUGUAAAUGCCAAGGACAUGCUGAAGAUGACCGCUUUGCACUGGGCGACAGAGCACAACCACCGAGACGUCGUGGAGCUGCUCAUCAAAUACGGAGCUGAUGUCCAUGCUUUCAGCAAGUUUGACAAGUCGGCUUUUGAUAUUGCUUUGGACAAGAACAAUCCGGAGACUCUGGUGAUGCUGCAGGAAGCAAUGCAGAACCAGGUGAACACUCACCCGGAGAGAACGGAUCCCAUCACCAACACUGUGACUCUCACCUCACCGUUCAUCCUUACGCCAGGGGAAGUUCUCAAUCUCGCUAGUCUCAUCUCUUCAACAAAUGCCAAAACAGCCUCAGGUGACUCGCAGUUUUCCAAUUCGGCCCCCUCCGUGCUUGCCACGCUUGCAGCCCUCGCUGAAGUGUCGGCACCGCUGUCCAACUCAAACAGAGACACAGGUAAGACGGAGGAAAUAGUGGAAGCAAAUUCUGUCGAUUCUGCCAUCCAACAAGUGGUUGGCAGUGGAGGGCAGCGCGUCAUCGCCAUUGUGACAGACGGAGUUCCCCUGAGCAGCCUGCAAACAGCUGUCCCCACCAGCGGCCUCAGCCAGCCCUUCAUCCUAACCAUGCAAGAUGGACAGCAAGUUUUAACUGUACCUGCUGGUCAGGUUGCAGAAGAGACUGUUAUUGAAGAGAGAGAUGACGCAGAAGAGGAAGAAAAGCCACUGGCCAAGAAGCAAAAAGUGGAACAAAAUGUAGAUGACUCGAAGGAAGACAAGGACAGUGACGAAAGGGAAGUGCUGCAGCAGCAGUUGCAAGAGGCGAAUCGGAAGGCUCAGGAAUAUCGCAGCCAGCUCAUGAAAAAGGAGCAAGAGGCGGAGGAGUACCGGCUGAAGCUGGCAGCCAUGGUGAGGCAGCAGCCCAAUGGAGCCGAGGUGACGGUGCUCCAAGAGGUCGCCGAGGGUGACUCGCUUGUGGUGACCUCAGAAGACAUCAAGGAAUCCGUGCUGGCCAUGCUGGAAACAGAUCAGCCAACUGAUAUCGCUGUGGAAACUGUAACCUCCUAA